UGGGCCAGACCAAUAGCCAGAGUUUGAGUUAGGUUGAAUUGAAUUUGCUCUAGCUUUACCUCCCAAUCUAUUUUUCCAGUGAUCGGAAUACUAAGAAAUAAAUCGUAGUAAUUCAAAAAAGAGAUCCGUUUUAGUUGUAUCGAGCUCUCGAAUUCUACCUCUUUCGGGCGUUUGAUUCAAACCUUCUUCACAGAAUCUUGAAAAUGGAAGGCGUCGAGCAAUGGAAGAACGAGGCAAAGCAAUGGCUACAGCAGGGAAUUGAGUUUGCUAAUCAGAUACCACCUGCCCAGCUCUAUGCUGCUGCUGCUGUCUUGCUUAUCACUACCCUUUUUCUCUUAAUAAUUCGCUUCUUCAGACGCACUAAAUCUAAUACCAUUGUGCUCACUGGACUUAGUGGGAGUGGGAAAACUGUGCUUUUCUAUCAACUUCGAGAUGGUUCUUCACAUCAGGGCACUGUUACCUCAAUGGAACAAAAUGAGGGCACUUUCAUUCUUCAUUCUGAAAACUCUAAGAAAGGCAAGUUAAAGCCUGUUCAUUUUGUUGAUGUUCCGGGCCAUUCUCGUCUUCGAUCCAAGUUAGACGAGUUCUUGCCUCAAGCUGCUGGCAUAGUUUUUGUUGUUGAUGCUUUGGAAUUUUUACCCAACUUGCGUGGAGUUUCAGAAUAUCUGUAUGAUAUUUUGACCAAGGCAAGUGUCGUCAAAAGGAAAAUUCCAGUUCUCAUCUGUUGCAACAAAACAGACAAAGUGACAGCACAUACCAAAGAGUUCAUCAGAAAACAAUUGGAGAAAGAAAUUGACAAAUUACGGGCAUCGAGAAGUGGAAUAUCAGAAGCUGAUAUUGCAAAUGACUUUACUCUUGGUAUCCCGGGGGAGCCAUUUUCGUUUUCUCAUUGCAGUAACAAAGUUACUGUUGCAGAGUGUUCUGGUUUGACUGGCGAAACAUCUCAGGUGGAACAAUUCAUUAGAGAGCAUGUAAAGCCCUAGGCUUGCGAUCUAUUUGAUACUGUGUAUUGUUAAUGUGUCUGCUUUGGGAGCUGGUUAUUAUUGUCUCCUGGUCAUCAGAAAAACUCAAGUAAGCCUCAAGUAGCAACCUGAAUUUGCCGGAGGAAGCGGAGGAAAGUGAAAUGAAAGAGUUAAAGAUAGAGUUAUGCAUUUUGAUUAGUGGUGUGAUCACUUUAUUUUGAAACAAUGACUCAGACAAAUCUUUAUUUUAUCUUUUUCCAGAGUUCUAUUGAUAAUGACUUUUCUUUUUAA
This is a messenger RNA of Ricinus communis (castor bean), 1253 nucleotides long. Its product is annotated as signal recognition particle receptor subunit beta. Gene Ontology annotation, cellular component: signal recognition particle receptor complex. NCBI's taxonomy places the organism in Eukaryota, Viridiplantae, Streptophyta, Magnoliopsida, Malpighiales, Euphorbiaceae. Gene Ontology annotation, biological process: protein targeting to ER. Bases 204 to 983 code for a protein of 259 amino acids. The transcript has 7 exons. The record is from RefSeq and is a predicted model, not a curated record.